Messenger RNA from Pogonomyrmex barbatus (red harvester ant), 5699 nucleotides. Its product is annotated as proteasome adapter and scaffold protein ECM29. Lineage: Eukaryota; Metazoa; Arthropoda; Insecta; Hymenoptera; Formicidae. Gene Ontology annotation, molecular function: molecular adaptor activity. Gene Ontology annotation, cellular component: cytoplasm; nucleus. Gene Ontology annotation, biological process: ERAD pathway; proteasome assembly. The record is from RefSeq and is a predicted model, not a curated record.
CGUCCGGAUAGCGCAUUCGCUUUCUCCUCUUUAUAGACUUUUUCAAAAUGGCAGCAGCUACGGAUGAGCUGAUUUUACUCGAGCGGGUGUUCCUCCGCUUGGGCUCUGCAGAGACGGAUGAGCAGUUACAGGCAUCAGUCUGCAAAUUUUUACCUCCUGUGUUGCUCAAGUUGUCUAGUGGACAGGAAGGUGUCAGAAAGAAGGUGAUGGAAUUGUUAAUUCAUAUAAACAAAAGAAUAAAGAGCAGGCCUCAAGUACAACUGCCUGUUGAAGCUUUACUCCUGCAAUAUCAAGAUCCAGCUGCUAGUUCAUUUGUAAUUAACUUUACAAUAAUAUAUAUAAAACUGGGAUAUCCUAGAAUGGAGAUGAACAAACAAGCAGAAUUAGUUCCAAGUGUACUGAAUGCCAUUGAAGGAAAACCAUUGUCUCAUCAAGAUAGCUUGAUGUUGAUUAUAAUGCCAGCAUUAGGACAUAUCAAUAUACCAGCGGAUCCUGAUAAACGAGCGUCCCUUCUUGGUUUACAAGAUAAACCUUAUGUAGCAAAGCAACUUACAAAUUUCAUGCUCGAUGUAUUAUUAUUACCAUAUGGAUCUGUGGGACAAACGGAAAAUCAACAAUCCGGUCAGACUAUCGAUUGGUCUCAAUUUGCUGUGCCACCAGGUCUAAGCGAUUACGCAUUUAAAAGAGUUAUUGGCGAGAAUCCGCCUACAGCAGAGCAACUUGAACAGAUAAAACUGGGCAUCGUCAAGUUCCUCGCUGGUGGAUUUUUCUUGGAUACGGAUAUUCUCAUACAUUUGAUUGUAGCAGCUGCAGACACUAGAUUUAGCAUCGCUAAUAUGGCGGAUUUGGAACUAAAAAAAAUAGUUGGCACACUGGACUGGUCUUCAAUGCAAUUAGCAGCUCCGAUUUACACAUUAUUCUUAGGUACUGAUGCGUUAGCCACGCAAAAGGAGGUAAAACCUGAAAUGAAACGGCUACCUGCAAGCACACGAAUUCGUCUCAAGCUUUUACAGUAUCUUUGUCGUGUUACUAAAGCAGGUUUCAUCAUACCGCCAUGCAUACAAGUUAUUUUCGAUUCACUCUAUGGAAAAAAUACGAAUGCAAAGUUGAAAUCAUUGGCACUACAAUUUACAUCAAAUAUCGUACAGCAUUGCAGUCUUGUGCCAUUGACUCGCGUCGCUGGAGUAAUCUUGAAUGGCAUGAUAAAAUUGAUCUCUGAAGGCGAUGACGUACAUAAACCGAUGGCGUAUACAGUUAUUGGACAACUCGGCCAAAGAAUACCAUCUCUGAUAAAUAAAGAUCUAAGUUUAUUACAUAACUUAUUCGAUACACUUGUCUCUACGGACGGUGAGUUACGACGUACAGUGAGGGACGCAUUGAUUUGCGUAACAUCUGCGUUUGUGCUGAAUAAAGAAGAUGAAAGUAAUAUAGCUCUAAUGAAUGCUUUAUUGUCGGUACAUAUUGAAUCGCCGGAAUCAAGCGUAAGAUUUGUAGCAAUGCAUUAUGCCGCAACUGUAUUUCCACCUGAUGACGCACCCUCUCGGUAUCUCUUGUUAUUAGCCUGCGGUGAUAAUAAACAUGAGAUAAGUACAGAAGCUACAAAAGCGCUUUACGGUGUAGUGCAUAAAAACGAGGACAAUCAACAGAUCAGCAGUAAGAUAUUGUUACCCGAGUUUGUGAAAUUAGUAAGUUAUGUUUAUUCGAAAAUGCAAUCAAGAAUGCCUACCGCGAGUAGUGGUAGAAAUACAGACAAGCAGGUACUUCCAUAUAGCAUCGCCACAUUUUCUGAAAUUAUAUCGUAUUUUCGCGUUUGCUUGGCCAGAAGUGCUAAUAUUCCAGCGCGAAAUGAACCAUUACAGCAUCCCUCAGAGCACACUCCUCUGAUCGGACGUUACUUGGAGAAACUAUAUAAAGAUCAACCGGAUAUAUUAAAUAAUUACCUCGAUAUGAUUUUACUCUUGAGUCAUUCUUCUACAGAUCAAGUUUCUUUGAAUGCAUUAUUGGAAGUACUUGGGUCUGUUCCGCAUUAUAUAACAAAAUCAUAUGAAAAAGAAUUGCCGUGGCUCUGUUCCUUGCUCACUUCUGCUAAACAAGACAUACGACAACUAGCCGCAAAAGUGUACGCCGCGAUUACUGGCUAUUUUCCGAGAAAUGAAUUCGAGAAACAUGUGUCGAGUAUUAUGAACAUUAUGAGUAGAAAAAAUUUGGAAGCGCAGCACGGUGCAUUAAUGACAUUGACUUACAUGAUGGAGAGAAAUUUAAUACAACAACGAAAUAACGGGAAUAAUGAGGAUUUGUGCAAUUGGACAACUUAUAACGAUAUUGUGAAAACAAUAUGUAUAUAUCUUCGCGAUAAUGCAAUAUUAUUGAUGGACGCGGCUAUUCAAGCUAUUGGCGUUUUAGGUAGAACAUAUUCUCUACCGUUACCAGCAGAAGGUGAUAAUGAAUUGAAUAAAAAAGCGAUAGUAGAAACGCUUUUUUCCGUAUUGUCUAAUGUCAAAUUAAAUACCAAGAUGAAAGAAAAAGCUGCCCUUUCAUUGGGAUAUUUAUGUGUCGGUGAAUGUUUUCCGCAUACCGCGGACAUCGCAAAAAAAAUCAUAGCGACAGUUAAAGAGACGAAAGAUAUUGAAAUCCACUUAAUUUUGGGAGAAGCUUUGGUUUGUUGCGUUCAAGCACAAGCUUCUCCGGAAGCGAGAGAUGCUUGGACGACUUUAUCCACCGAACAUAUUGUUCCGUACAGUAAGGAGAGUGAUGAAUUAUUAGUACAUGUAUUGAAUGAAUUAUUUAACAUAUAUCAAGUGCCUCACCCAAAUUUACGACAGGCAGUAUGUGUAUGGCUAUUCGCACUUUUGAAACAUAACAUUCAGCGAGAAUGUAUCAAGGAAAGAUUUUCCACAAUUCAUCUUGCGUUUAUAGAUUUUCUUUCAGACGACAGUGAUAUAGUGCAAGAUAUUGCUUCAAAAGGUCUUAGUUUGGUACACAUUAACAGCAAACAGGAAGAACGCGACGCUUUGGUAUCCACCAUAUUGGAUCAGUUUACACAGGGUCGCAGAACAGUGCAACAAGUUACCGCCGAUACUAAAUUAUUUGAAGAGGGUCAACUGGGAAAAAGUCCGUCUGGUGGCAAUUUGUCAACGUAUCGAGAAAUUUGUUCUCUCGCGACAGAAUUGCAAAAACCUGAACUCGUAUAUUAUUUCAUGCAUUUGGCAAAUCACAAUGCGAUAUGGACAUCCAAGAAGGGAGCGGCAUUUGGUUUUGCGGCAAUCGCCAAUAUUGCGAGAGACGAACUAAAUAAAUAUCUGCCCAAUAUUAUACCACGACUUUAUAGAUAUCAGUUCGAUCCAACGCCGAAAAUCCAGCAGAGUAUGACCAGCAUUUGGCGAGCUGUCGUUCCUUCCACGACGAAAGCCAUCGAACAGUAUCAUAAAGAAAUAUUGAUUGAUGUAACUGAUAAUCUAACGAAUAACGAAUGGAGGGUACGUAUCAGUUGUUGUAAUGCUCUCGCAGAUCUUUUAAGGACAAAUGUUCAAUUCAACUUUGCCGAAUGCGGCCCGGAACUCUGGAAAAAAUUAUUCCGCGUAAUGGAUGAUAUUCACGAAGGCACGCGGUUAGCCGCGACGAACACCACUAAAAUACUUAGUAAAGUUUGUAUACGUCAUUGCGAUUCGUCGCACGGUAACGCGGGGAAAGAAGUUAUUCAAGCGAUAUUGCCCGUAUUACUCGACAUUGGCAUUACUCAUGUUGUGGAUACGGUGAGGUCUAUAUCAUUGCAAACAGUGUCUCAACUCGUGUCCACGGCCGGUGUCCUAUUAAAACCGUCGCUGGUCAAUUUAAUACCGUCAUUAUUGGAAACGAUCGGUGAAUCGGAGAAUCCUAAGCUUUCAUAUCUGAGUAAUGUGUGUGGCGCGACUACAGAGACUCAGGAAGCAAUCGAUAAUCUUAGAGCAAAUGUUGCCAAAGGUCAUUAUGCGUCAGAUACGAUAACAAAGUGUAUCCAAAACAUCGAUGCAGAUGUAUUGAAGGAAUUAAUGCCAAAAGUAAUAGACUUAAUCAAGAGCAGCGUUGGGUUUGGAACCAAAAUUGCCUGUUCGCAUUUUAUAAUACUUCUCAGCACACAUUUAAAAGUAGAAUUGCAACCGUACAGUGCUAAAAUAUUAUCUGCCUUACUUAAUGGUUUGUUGGAUCGUAAUGUUGCUGUGAGAAAAAAUAAUGCGAUUAGCAUUGGGCAUAUAGUUGGUUCAGCUAAAGAUUCUAGUCUGGAUAAAUUAUUUAAUACUUUGAGCACGUGGUAUUUGGAACGCGAAGAUGAUGCAAUAAGAUUAGCAAUUGGGCAAACAUUGCAAUCUAUAAAUAAUUAUAAUCAAGAAAUUAAAAAUUAUCAAAAAAUAGUCAUUCCUCUUGCCUUUUUUGCGAUGCAUGCGGAAAAGGUACCAGGAAACGAAAGUACCGUUGAAUUAUGGACUGAUCUUUGGAACGAAAUAACGCCUGGGACCGAAGCUGGGAUUGUGCAAAAUCUGCGAGUAAUAAUCGAUAUUUUACAUACAGCUUUGGAGUCGGCGUCAUGGACUACAAAAAUGCAAGCGGCGAACGCAGUUCAUACCGUUGCCUUAAAGUCAGGUCAUAAUAUUGAUACGGAAUCUAGGAAUACUUUAUUAAAGAUAUUGACUAAUGGUUUGCGAGGUAGAACAUGGAACGGAAAAGAACGUUUAUUAAAUGCUCUUGCUGUACUAGCAUGCAAUAGCAAAGAAGCUUUAAAUGCAGAUGCUGCAUUAUUAGAUACAAUUGUGGUAACGCUAUAUAGGGAAAGUAAGAAGGAGAACGCGGAAUAUCGUCGAAAUGCACUACAAGCAUUUACUAUGGUCUUGCAUGAACUUGACAUUGAUAGAUUUACGGAAACUUAUGAAAUUGUACAGGAAAUAUUGAUUAAGGUAUCUGAUAAAAAUAAUGAUGAUGAAGAAGAUACCGCAGAAGAAAGUAGGAAGAAAAAAGAAAAUAACAUAAAAUUACAAGAAACCGUUUACGAGGUGCUUGGAAAAGCAUGGCCUUCCACGAAAGAGACUCAAGAUAAAUAUUGCAUAGAAUUUGUGACUCACUGUCAGAAAGUACUGCCAAAUAGCACAAGAUCUGUUCAAGUGGCUAUCUUGACAGCAUUAAAUCUCUUCGUGGAUAAACUUGUCUUAUUAAAGAUAAAUAAAACAGAAAUGCCAUUGAAAGAUAAAAAACUACUAGAUCAAAUAUGUGAUAGUCUUAAUAAAAUAUUAUCGUAUUGUAUAAAUAUUUCGAAGUUUACCAAAAUUAGAAAAGAAGCAUUAAAUAUAGUCCUUUCGUUAGCGAAAAAAAUGCGCGAAACGAAUAACGAUGAACAACUUGACAAAAUAACGCGUCUUUUGAAAGAACUUUUGCCCGAUCUAGCGAAGGAUAACCAACCAGAAAUACGGACCAGAGUAAUUGAUAUUAAGGAAAUGCUUAAAAUUUAACUAGCACAUACAUGCAUUAAGUGUGCACUUGAUAUCACGGAUCGAAUUCAUCCUUCGCACACGUCAAAAUAUGUUGCAUACUAUCGUUGAUGUAUCGAUUGGCAAUCUUGGAGCGAUGAUAACAAAAGAUUGAUAUAGCUAUGGUUUAUUUAAUAAUAUGUUAAAUGUAGAUGUGCCUAAUAUAGUAUUAUAUCCCUUAAUAAGAUGUAAUUUAAAACACAA